Molecule: messenger RNA, 558 nt
Organism: Phytophthora megakarya
Lineage: Eukaryota; Oomycota; Peronosporomycetes; Peronosporales; Peronosporaceae
Source: the annotation of a GenBank genome assembly
AUGCGGUUCCAGCCCCAGCGCGAGGCGUACUCCGUCGCUCAACGUUCCCGAUCUGUUGCACCACACUUGUCGAUCAAAGUGUAUGAAUUGCUGAAGAAACUUUUGGAAACCCGACUCAUCGAACAUCCCGAAUCAUCAUGGGCAUCACUCAUUGUGAUUGUCCUCACGAAGAAUGGUGUGGAUAUCCGAAUGUGUGUUGACUACCGAGUUGUCAAUAUUUUCAAUACGUUGUCCAAUUACCCUCUACCGUUGAUAGAUAAUCUGCUGGUUGACUUUGAGGAUGUCAUGAGGUUUAUGAGUUUGGAUAUGGCGAAUGGCUUUUGGGUGGUCAAGAUAUCUGAACGAGCAAAGCUGAUAUCGACGUUAGUCUGUCCAUUUGGACACUUCCAAUGGGCCUGCAUGCCAUUCGGACUCAAUAAUGCGCCGUUGAUAUACCAGUCGGUUACCAACAAUUGUCUGUGGGGAUUUGUGAGACUGCCUCCGGAAGAAGAAGCAGAAGUCGAUCAAGACGUCUUAGACUUUCUGGGUCUGGACCCAACAGAUAACCAAGAAUCUUAA